Molecule: messenger RNA, 427 nt
Organism: Pistacia vera
Lineage: Eukaryota; Viridiplantae; Streptophyta; Magnoliopsida; Sapindales; Anacardiaceae
Exons: 1
Coding region: 60-332 (90 amino acids)
Source: RefSeq, a predicted model, not a curated record
UCGAAUUGAAUCAAUAUUUUGUUUAAUCAAUUUAUUGGAUCUUUGAACAGAGCCCGUCGAUGCAAGGGGAAGCGACGAUGGGCGGGUGCGAGAGGCUGCAGAAGGCGCUCUGCGAGUGCCAUAAGCGUGUUGGAUCAUCAUCUCGGACGCGCGAUUCGGCGUGUCGGCACCUGAACCGUGCGCUGGUGCAGUGCCUGGUGUCGGAGGCGUGCCCGGAGGAGUCGGAGGCGGUGCGAAGCUUGUGUGCGAGCGGUGGAACCGCACUCAAACGAUCUCAGUGCCAGCAAGCCCAGCUCUCUCUCUCUGUCUGUAUCUCUUCUCAUACCUCCUAACAAAUUACCCUUUUGUCCAACAAAGUCAUUGUAAUCUUUAAUUAAACUGUUUAAAUAAUAUUUUUAUCAAUAUCAUGUGCCAUAUUUUUCAAAUU